Molecule: messenger RNA, 2391 nt
Organism: Lucilia sericata (common green bottle fly)
Lineage: Eukaryota; Metazoa; Arthropoda; Insecta; Diptera; Calliphoridae
Gene: l(2)34Fd
Product: nucleolar protein 10
Exons: 5
Coding region: 197-2305 (702 amino acids)
Biological process (GO): maturation of SSU-rRNA from tricistronic rRNA transcript (SSU-rRNA, 5.8S rRNA, LSU-rRNA)
Cellular component (GO): small-subunit processome; nucleus; 90S preribosome
Molecular function (GO): protein binding
Source: RefSeq, a predicted model, not a curated record
AUAGUGUUGUUUUUCUUUUAACAAAUAAAACAUCAUUCACAAUAGUGUUUUGUUAUGACAGUUUUCUCUCACUCUCUACUCACACGUGCAAAGUAGUGUUUACGUUUUUUCUAGGGGAAUUAACUGAAAUUUUUAUUAAUUAAUUUAAUUAAUAAAUCUUUAAUUUUUUAAUAAUUUUAUUAAAAAUUAUGUUAAAAUGUUUGUUAACGAAGUAAAUGAAGUUAAAAUAUAUAACCUGAGUGCGGGCAAAUCUUUGCCAGAUUGGCUUACCGAUCGCCGCAAAAAGUCUCAGUUAAUGAAAAAGGUUGAUUCUCGAAGACAAAUAGAAUUAAUACAAGAUUUUGAUAUGCCGGGUGUAUGUACCUCCAUACGCAUGUCUCCCGAUAUGCAGUACAUCUUGGCUACGGGUACCUAUAAACCGCGGGUCAAAUGUUUUGAGGUUUCCAAUUUAUCUAUUAAAUUUGAAAGAUGUUUUGAUUCGGAGGUUACCACUUUUGAGGUAAUAAGUGAUGAUUAUAGUAAAAUGGUUUUCCUGCAAUGUGAUCGUUAUGUGGAAAUACAUGCCGCCCAUGGCAGACAUUAUCGUUUGAGAAUACCGCGUUUUGGUAGAGAUAUGAAAUAUCAUAAACCUUCCUGUGAUAUGUUUAUAGUGGGCACUACUAAAGAAAUUUAUCGUUUAAAUUUGGAAAGAGGACAAUUUUUGCAACCUUACGAAUCGGAGGCCUCUUGUCUUAAUGCUUGUGAGGUAAAUCCAGAACAUGGUUUGUUAAUGGUGGGCUCCAAAGAGGGCACUGUAGAAGCCUGGGAUCCUAGAUCAAAAACAAAAUGUGCUACUUUGGAUGUGGCCAUAAAAUUACCCGGUGUUAAAGAGUUUCCUUCUAUAUCGGCUUUGAAAUGUAAAGAUGGUUUACAUAUGGCUGUAGGCACCAAUUCGGGUCAUGUUUUACUCUACGAUAUACGUUCAAAGGAGCCUUUGCUAGUAAAGGAUCAUUUAAAUAAAUUACCCGUUAAGCGUAUAGCUUUUAAUAACCAACAAAAUGCUGUUUACUCCAUGGAUGAGGCCAUGUUGAAGCUGUGGGAUGAGCAAACGGGCAAACAAAUUGCUUAUAUUGAGUCCACCUCUUCGUUUAAUGACUUCUGCACUAUACCCAAUACGGGAAUGUUCUUUAUGGCCCAGGAGGAUGUUAAAAUGUUGACCUACUAUGUUCCAGCUAUGGGUCCUGCCCCUAGAUGGUGUUCAUUCUUGGACAAUCUUACCGAGGAGAUUGAAUCGGAGGUGGUGGAACAUAUGUAUGAUGAUUAUCAAUUUGUUACACAAAAGGAAUUGGAAGAAUUGGGUCUGGAGCAUUUGAUAGGCAGCAAUUUAUUAAAGGCAUACAUGCAUGGAUUCUUUAUUGAUGCCCGUUUGUAUAACAAAGCCAAAGCUUUGGUGGAUCCCUUUGCCUUUGAACGUUUCCGCAAAGAGAAAAUUCGCGCAGAAAUCGAAAGUGAACGCAAGCCCCGCUUGCAACUUAACACCAAAUUGCCUAAAGUUAAUCAAGAAUUGGCUCUUAAAAUUAUUGAUGAACAAACCAAUCCCGCCGCCAAAUCAAGUAACAAACAAGUACCCAAUCUCUUGGAGGACAAUCGUUUCAAGGCCAUGUUUGAAAAUAAAGAUUUCAAUAUUGAUAAAAAUGCCGAGGAAUAUAAGCUAUUGGCUCCUGUGCUAAAUCGUUUGGAAAAAUCCAAACUUAAAGAAAUUAAGAAACGCAUAGAGGUGGCACGAGUCAAUGAACUACACGAAGAAGAGAGUAAACCACAUGAGGACAGUGAUAAUGAUGAGGAUUUGUUUGGUUUAGAGAAGAGCGAUGAUGAUGAGCACAAUUCCUCUGGCCCUGAAUCCUCCGACGAUGAGGGUGUACGUGAAUUUAAUAAAGAAAUGAAGAGAGCCUACAAGGAUGUUAAAAAACAAAGAAAGGAAGAAUUACAAGAACUAGAAGAGGAGGAACGUACAGAAAUAAAAGAAAAACCUAAAAAAGAUUUCAAAUUAAUUUCAUUAGAUUCAACCACCGAAAUGAGUCAAGUUAAAAGAGGCAUGAUGAAGGUUUCCCUACAAGAUCGUGUCGCCAAGGUAGAGGAAACUAAUGCUAAAGUACAAACUAUAGGACGCUCACUGGGUAAUCGACAAAUGACAUUUGAUAUGAAGAAACCACCCUCGAAAGAAAUGCGUAAACGUGAAUAUCAAAUGAAACAACAUCGUGAGGAACGCAAGAAAUUGAUAAGACCUAUUAAGUCGUUGAAACUGAAAAAGGUUAAUUUUAAGUAGAUUAUUGAAAUAGAUUGUUUUUUUGUAAGUUUCCUUUUUUGAAUGUUUAUCUUUUUCUGAGAAUUUAGCGUGUAAAUAAAGUAGUU